AUGGAUUGGCUAGAGAAGCAUCAUGCGUCCGUGGAUUGUUUCCGGAAGGAAGUGACAUUCCGGAGUCCAAGACAACCCAAAGUGAUAUUCCGGGGAGAACGUAGAAUCCUCCUUACUUGCCUUAUCUCUGCUAUUACAGCUAAGAGGUUACUCCAGAAAGGGUGUGAAGGAUUCCUAGCUCAUAUCAUCGACACUCGAGAGAUCACCUUGAAUCUGGAAGAUAUUCCCGUUGUUAGUGAGUUUCCUGAUGUCUUUCCAGAUGAUCUUCCUGGGUUACCUCCUGAAAGGGAAAUUGAGUUUACUAUUGAACUCCUUCCAGGCACCAAUCCUAUCUAUCUAACUCCUUAUAGGAUGGCACCAUCCGAGCUUCGGGAGUUGAAGACUCAGUUGCAGGAAUUAGUGGAUAUGGGUUUCAUCCGACCUAGUGUUUCCCCAUGGGGUGCACCGGUGUUGUUUGUGAGGAAGAAAGAUGGGACCAUGAGGUUAUGUAUUGAUUACCGGCAGUUGAAUAAGGUGACAGUACGUAACCGGUAUCCUUUGCCACGGAUUGAUGAUUUGUUCGAUCAGUUGAAAGAUGCCAAAUACUUCUCUAAGAUUGAUCUGAGAUCAGGGUACCAUCAAUUGAGGAUUAGAGAAGAGGAUGUUCCCAAGACCGCAUUCAGAACGCGGUAUGGUCAUUAUGAAUUUAUGGUGAUGCCGUUUGGACUGACGAAUGCUCCAGCAGCGUUUAUGGAUCUCAUGAACAGAGUGUUCCGACCAUACUUGGAUCACUUUGUGAUUGUGUUCAUAGAUGACAUCUUGGUUUACUCCAAGACUUUGGAAGGGCAUAAGAAGCAUCUAAGAUUGGUAUUAAGGACUUUAAGGAGGAAGCAGCUUUAUGCCAAAUUUAGCAAGUGUCAGUUUUGGCUAGAUAGAGUGGUAUUCCUUGGACAUGUAAUCUCAACGGAAGGGAUUUAUGUGGAUCCGCAGAAAGUUGAGGCUAUUGUGAAUUGGGUGCAACCCACAAGUGUGACGGAAGUACGGAGUUUUCUGGGGUUAGCAGGUUACUAUCGUCGAUUUGUGGAAGGGUUCGCUUCGAUAGCAGCACCUCUCACGAGGUUGACAAGGAAAGAUGUUGCAUUUGAGUGGACGGAGGAGUGUGAACAGAGUUUUCAGGAGUUGAAGAAGCGGUUGACCACCGCACCUGUUUUGGCUCUUCCUGAUAACUCAGGGGGCUUCGUGAUCUACAGUGAUGCAUCUUUGCAAGGAUUGGGAUGUGUUCUGAUGCAACAUGAUCGGGUGAUUGCUUAUGCCUCGAGGCAACUCAAGAAGCAUGAGCGGAAUUAUCCAGUUCAUGAUUUGGAACUUGCUGCAGUGGUGUUUGCUUUGAAGAUUUGGCGGCACUACUUAUAUGGUGAGACGUGUCAGAUUUUCACUGAUCACAAAAGCCUUAAGUAUUUCUUUACCCAGAAGGAGCUAAAUAUGAGGCAACGGCGUUGGCUGGAAUUGAUCAAGGACUAUGAUUGCACGAUUGAGUAUCACCCAGGCCGAGCUAAUGUGGUUGCAGAUGCAUUGAGUAGAAAGACCACUGCGAACUUAGCUCACAUCAGGACAGCCUAUCUUCCAUUAUUGGUGGAACUACGGAAGGAUGGAGUAGAAAUGGAGAUGACUCAACAGGGUGGAAUCCUUGCUAGCUUGCAUGUGAGACCCAUUAUGGUGGAGCGGGUAAUUGCAAGCCAGUUGGGAGAUCCUACACUCUGUAGGAUAAGGGGAGAAGUAGAAAAUGGAACACGGAAAGAUUAUGCCAUAAGGGGAGACGGAGCCUUGGUAAAAGGAGCUCGUCUAUGUGUACCUAGUAAGAAUGCUGAAUUGAAAAGAGAAAUCAUGGAGGAAGCUCACUGUUCCACUUACACUAUGCAUCCGGGUAGUACGAAGAUGUAUCGGACACUACGGGCAUAUUAUUCAUGGCCGCAUAUGAAGGGAGACAUUGCCAAAUAUGUGAGUAGAUGUUUGAUUUGUCAACAAGUGAAGGCGGAGCGACAGAAGCCAUCGGGACUCAUGCAACCACCUCCGAUUCCCGAAUGGAAGUGGGAGCGUAUUGCCAUGGAUUUUGUUUUCAAGCUUCCACGUACUUCAAAGGGUCAUGAUGGAAUUUGGGUGAUAGUGGAUAGACUCACCAAGGAUCCUAGGUUCACUUCUCGAUUCUGGAGGUGUUUACAAGAAGCUAUGGGUACUAGAUUGCAGUUCAGUACCGCUUUUCACCCACAAACCGAUGGACAAUCGGAAAGGACUAUCCAGACUCUGGAGGACAUGUUGAGGUCCUGUGUGUUACAGUUUAAGGAUGCAUGGGAUGUUCACCUUGCCUUGGUGGAGUUUGCUUAUAAUAACAGUUAUCAUUCAAGUAUUGGGAUGGCUCCUUAUGAGGCGUUGUAUGGGAGGCAGUGCAGGACUCCCAUUUGUUGGAAUGAAGUGGGUGACAAGAAACUGGAAAAAGUGGAUAGUAUUCGAGCAACAAAUGAGAAGGUGAAGAUGAUAAAGGAGAAGUUGAAAACUGCACAAGACCGACAGAAGAGUUAUGCAGAUAACAGGUCUAAGGAUCUUGAGUUUGCAGUUGGGGAUUGGGUGUUCCUGAAAUUAUCUCCUUGGAAGGGUGUGAUGAGAUUUGGGAAACGUGGGAAGUUAAGCCCUCGUUACAUUGGACCCUAUGAGAUUACGGAGCGAAUUGGACCUGUUGCAUAUAGACUUGCAUUACCCCCAGAACUAUCUCGAGUUCAUGAUGUGUUUCAUGUAUCCAUGCUUCGGAAAUACAUGCCAGACCCUUCUCAUGUAUUAGAAUAUCAACCUGUGGAGUUAGAAGAAGAUUUAUCAUAUGAAGAGCAACCAGUACAGAUCUUGGAUAGGAAAGAACAAAGGUUGCGUUCUAGAUCUAUCCCGGUAGUGAAAGUUCUGUGGAGAAGUCAAACUGUUGAAGAAGCUACUUGGGAACCCGAGGAGCAAAUGCGGGCCAAGUACCCUUAUCUUUUCCAUUGA
Prunus armeniaca (apricot) is the source of this 3009-nucleotide messenger RNA. The record is from the annotation of a GenBank genome assembly. NCBI's taxonomy places the organism in Eukaryota, Viridiplantae, Streptophyta, Magnoliopsida, Rosales, Rosaceae.